AUGAGCCAAUAUGUCAUGGAAGGUCUCUAUGCAUAUUUCAUGUACAAUCACGCCCAGCAUGUGACAUACUUAAGCGCAAGAUUUCAUGGCUACAAAUACAUAGCUCAAAUGAAUCGGACUAUUACCGAAAGAUUAAUAUGGGCUGGCGUGGUGGUAGCCUCGCUGUGUUGCUCAUUAAUAUUUAUGCAAAUAGCUUGGGAGUACAAUUCAUCACACUCGACUUUAACUGUCAUCGAAUCAACUCAUCAUGGAAUCUGGAACUUUCCCUUUCCUGCUAUCACUAUUUGCAAUAAUAAUCAAGUUUCCUUGAGGAAAACUCGACAAUUCGUUGAUAAUUUAACUACAUUUGGAGGUUUAACACGAGAUUACAUAUUAGAAGAAAUGCGACUAUUAAUCGAAAUACUUGAUCCAGGAGCUUAUAACUACAACGUAGAUUGGAAUCUAACAAUUCUUCAAGAUGUUUUUGAUGCUAACAACUAUACUAUUUCUGAUGUUAUGAAACUGGUUAAUCAAGAUUGCACCAGCCUUCUUAGGAAUUGCAAAUGGAAGGGAAAUUCAACUCCCUGCCACGAGCUUUUUGAACAAACUUAUGCUCGCGAUGGCAUUUGCUGCAGCUUUAAUUAUUUCAAUUCAGAAAAUAGGUCUCGGAGAAACAUCGAACCAAAAAAAUUGACGGCCUGUGGCUAUCAAACUGGGUUGUCAUUCUUGGCUGAUCCAGAACCGAAUGACUAUCAUUCAAGUUUAUAUGGUUUUUAUGGAAUCAAAGUGAUGCUACAUUAUCCAUAUAGUUAUCCAGAUCGCAGCACUGAAUUUCAGCUGGUUAGUCUUGGAGUUCAAAACUUUCUUGGUAUUUCACCAGAAGAAACUUACUCCACGCGAGGCGUACUAGAACUACAGGUUCGAGAUCGAGAUUGUAUAUUUAGCGAAAAAGAAUUGUCAAAAGAGCUGAAACUACUGAAAAAAAACUAUACAUGGAUCAAGUACACGUAUACAAAUUGUUUAAACGAAUGCAGAGCUAAUACGACCAUAACAGAGUGUGGAUGCGUGCCUUACUACAUUCCCCAAAAUGGUAACCGUGUCUGUAAUUUGAGGGAUGUGCAAUGUUUAAAAAGAAUUCGAGUUUUCUACGAUACACCGUGGCCUGGAUUGAAAAUGAAUAGUUCCAAUUUCACAGAUUUUGAAAUUGACAUAAGCAAUAGGCCUUGUGCUUGUUUACCAGAUUGCAGACUUUAUCGUUAUCCAGUUGAUAGUACUCAAGGUAUUUUAAGGAAAAGCAUUUUAGAGAAUCAUAAAACAUUCUCUGACAUGGAUGUCUCAAAAAAUACAAGCCUUGUUAAUAUAUUUUUCACCGAUCUAGUAUCAAUACAAUAUCGCCGUGACAUAUAUUAUAAUUGGAGGAAUUUGUGUGCAUCAUUUGGAGGACUAUUAGGCCUUUUUGUCGGUUUCAGCCUCAUGACUGGAAUCGAACUUGUCUAUUUUUUUGUUGUUCGUGUUAUUGCUGAUAAAUGUAAGAACGGCAGAAAAAUUGAAACCGAUUCCGACAAUUACCCAUAA
Copidosoma floridanum is the source of this 1554-nucleotide messenger RNA. RefSeq names its product sodium channel protein Nach-like. Lineage: Eukaryota; Metazoa; Arthropoda; Insecta; Hymenoptera; Encyrtidae. The record is from RefSeq and is a predicted model, not a curated record.